Messenger RNA from Lepisosteus oculatus (spotted gar), 988 nucleotides. The record is from RefSeq and is a predicted model, not a curated record. Lineage: Eukaryota; Metazoa; Chordata; Actinopteri; Semionotiformes; Lepisosteidae.
GCACGAGCCCUCAUGGUGAUAUCUAUCAUCGUGGGCGUCAUGGGCAUCCUGCUGUCCAUGGCCGGCGGCAAGUGCACCAACUGCGUGGAAGAUGAGUCGACCAAAGCCAAGAUCGGCAUCGCCGCAGGUGUGGUCUUCAUUGUUUCUGGGCUCCUCUGCCUGAUUCCUGCCUGUUGGACCGCCAACAGAAUCGUCCAAGAUUUUUACAACCCCUUGGUGAACGAGGCACAGAAGAGGGAGAUUGGUGCGUCCCUGUACAUCGGCUGGGGAGCUUCUGCCCUGCUGAUCAUUGGGGGAGCUCUGCUUUGCUGCCACUGUCCACCAAAAGAUCCAUCCUACUCUGCAAAAUAUUCUGCUGCAAGAAACCCUGCCUCAACAACUAAGGACUAUGUUUAAAGGAGAAUCAGGAUAUGAAAAGAGUUAAAGGACUUCGUUUUGGACUUUUGCUAUGUUCCCGCUGUUUGAAACUGGCACAGUAGACCUGUUCACAUACUGAAGAAAGGUUUACAUACUGUAAGUGUUAACGGUCGUGUGUUCACUUUGCAACUCUGUCUGGACAAACAGACGAAUAUAGAUUUUCUGUGGAUGGAACAAAAGUGCUACUGAAAGAUUGCUAGAGAAUUUUGUUUUUAAACUUUUUGUUAAAUUUUGUUGUACAUGUAUGCAACGGUUUAUAAUGUUGGAGUGAAUAUGUUUGUAAAGGGAGACAAAACCUUCAUGUUUUGCUAAAAGUGUCCUAUUGGAUUCUGUGGAGAAAAAAAAAAUUGUGAACUAUUGUGAACAUCUAUUGAUUGGAAGCUUUUAUAAUUUGUUAAGCAUUUUCAAGUCUGUAUAUGUCAUUGUCUUGGCUUGCUUGAAAAGCCUUGACUAAUGUGGAAAUAUGUUUUAUGUACACAUACUGCUAAUAAUUACACUAUAAUUUGUUAUUUGAAUAUCUAACAUGUGACAUGAUACAAUACACAUUGUAAAUAAAUUGUUUUGUACUUUA